AUGCAAUUCAAGGCGCUCGCUACUCUCCUUUUCGCCGCUCUGGCAGUGGCCAAUCCCGCUCCCGCCCCUCAGGCUGCCGGUGAUCUGGAUCUGCUUGCCUCCGUUCCCAGCUCCGUCCUCAGCGUCCUGAUGACCGCUAUUCCACCCUCUGUCAUUCAGGCUUUUGCCAAUCCUACCGAGGCUUCUAGCAUCAUCAACCAGAUCGAGCAAGGACAGACACCGGGCUGGUACGCCAGCCUGCCCUCCGACGUCAAGGCCUGGGCUUCUUCCGCUGCCAUGGCUGAGAUCGCCGCUGUUACUGCUACCCCCACCGCCAGCGGUAGCUCUGCUGCUACCGCUACCGGUGCUACUGCCACUGCCACCGCCACUUCUUCCUCUUCGGGAACUACUUCCUCCACCAAGAACACUGCCUCGAGCUCUGCCGGCGCUUCCGCUUCCUCGACCUCGACCUCGACCUCGACCUCGUCUCACAACGCUGCUGCCACCGGCGCCGUGGCCGUCAGCUUUGCCGGUGCUGCUGGUGUGCUGGCUGUCGCCCUUGCCCUGUAA
Messenger RNA from Aspergillus pseudoviridinutans, 549 nucleotides. RefSeq lists its product as uncharacterized. The record is from RefSeq and is a predicted model, not a curated record. Lineage: Eukaryota; Fungi; Ascomycota; Eurotiomycetes; Eurotiales; Aspergillaceae. The coding region runs from base 1 to 549 and encodes 182 amino acids. The transcript has a single exon.